Vicia faba (fava bean) is the source of this 885-nucleotide messenger RNA. The record is from the annotation of a GenBank genome assembly. NCBI's taxonomy places the organism in Eukaryota, Viridiplantae, Streptophyta, Magnoliopsida, Fabales, Fabaceae.
AUGAACACCAAAAACAAUAACACCACUCAAGCUUGUGCUGCAUGCAAUUACCAACGUAGAAAAUGUGCACCUGAUUGCAUCUUAGCACCUUAUUUCCCUCAUGAUCGUCAUAGACAAUUCAUCAAUGCUCACAAAUUGUUUGGUGUUAAUAACAUCAACAAAAUCAUUAUGUAUCUUGAUCCUCCUCACAAGGAUCAAGCCAUGAGAUCGAUUAUUUAUCAAUCUGAUAUGCGAGCCAAUGACCCUGUUGGUGGGUGUUACAAAUAUAUUCAAGAUCUUCAAGCUCAAAUUGAAUAUCAUAAAAAUGAACUUGAUCUUGUUCAUCAACAACUCGUCAUUCUCCGAGCUCAACAAUCUCAACAACAACAGCAACAACAAAUUAAUAAUUAUGGUGAUCAAGUUAUUAUGAAUCAAGAUUCUUUGUUAGGAUUCUAUAAUCCAUCGGGAUCUCUUGCCCCGACUCAUUAUCCUUACAAUAUUCAAAAUCAAGAUGUGCCACAAUUACAAGAACCGAAACAAGAACAAUACAUUAUGAUGCAAGAAAGUAAUAGUAGUAGUAUUAAUAGUACUACUCCUUCGCAACAAUAUGUUAAUAAUUGGGAGUUAUGCAAAAUUCUACUUUAUCAUCUUUAUCAUUGCAUGGACAGAGCAGGGUUGAUUCCGAAGAAAUACUUCAUCACAGGGCCUAGGAGAAGUUCUAAUGGCGAUAAUGAGAUGAGACAUCCCAAAUCAAUAUCAUCAGGUAAUGAAGGCGAGGGAUCACAAUAUCAAAAUACCUUGUCGUCAAAAUGGUGCAUUGAUGGUGAACACAUACCAAAUAAUAUAAUGGAAAAGACAGAGAACUAUAUUAAAAGUCUUGUAGUUACACGAAAAAAAUCAUUCUGA